UUGCGUUCGGGGCUGGCAAAGAGGUGCCGAUCCGCGCAGAACUGAUGCAGUACGAACGGCGAUUUGUUGAACUGUCGGAUGAAAUUCGGUGGAAACUUCAGGAAACUCGCAAGUACUACGCGACCUACAACUCCUCGAUGGACAGCAACAAGGUUUUAGAGAAGGAGAUCGCUUUGCUGAGCUCCAUUCAAAGCCGAUUCGAUCAGGCGAUAGCAACACCCCAAGGGAGGGAGAAACUGCUCGAGUCCUUGUCGGCGAUUGCUGCUAGCGUGAAGGCGUCGGAACAGAAGGCAGAGCAGAAAGUGAAGGGGGAGCUGGAGACGCUGAGCAUGCUGAAAAACAGACAUGCAAUGGCAGUCGCAGCACAGAGACAGUAUUUUGCUCUUCUCAAGCAGCUCCAAGAGGAGUGCGCACGAGGAGAGCGUCUCCAUCAAACACUGCAGGGGAAGGCUAUGCAGGCCGCAGCCUCCUGCUGAAAAUGAUGGGCGGAUAUCGCAAGAAUAUCAUCUCCCAUUUUUGAAGUAAAUGGGAAACAGAUGU
This is a messenger RNA of Chara braunii, 540 nucleotides long. Lineage: Eukaryota; Viridiplantae; Streptophyta; Charophyceae; Charales; Characeae. The record is from the annotation of a GenBank genome assembly.